AUGGGUAUCUCUGACCACACGCCAACUAAAUCUUCACGCACGACGCAAGAGGAAGUAUCGAAACUCCAGGAGUUAAUGAAAAGUGGUGCCAAUGAUGCGGCCACUUAUUUGGAAUCACUCAAGAAUAAAUUUGCCGACUAUGACAAGUCUCACAACUCGCCAAAGGAUUCAGCGACAUCCUACUUCCAAGCUGCCAUGGAUCGAGCUCAUGCAUCAGUGGAGAUGCUCAAGAAUGCAGGAGAAAACGUUCGAGCUGAUGGCAACAGUGUAUCGGAUUCCGUCGUUGACUCGGCCAAACGUGCCAUGGAUCAGACCGGGUCAGCACUGGAUGAUUUGGGCAAAUCGGCUCAGUCAUACGACCAACGUAUGCGUGACUCGAUCAAUUCAAAUGUAGCAAAUGCGAAGGAAAGUGGCUCAAGUACAAUGGAAUCAUGGAAAGAUUCGAUUGCAUCACUAGUCACUUCCACUCGUGAAUCGACUUUCCAGGGCUUUGAAGCAUUGCAAACUCAUCUUGCUGCAAUGCAAACGUCAGUGGCUGAGUAUGCUUCAGCUGCUGCUGAUAGCAUUUCCAACACGGCAUCGGAUGCGUCGGAGAAGCUCAAACCAGCGGAUGCAAAUCCUUCGUUAAUGGAACGUGCAUCGGGAGCGGUGUCGUCAUCGGUAGAUUACGUAACUAGCACGUUACAGGGCUCUAAAUAA
This is a messenger RNA of Peronospora belbahrii, 699 nucleotides long. Lineage: Eukaryota; Oomycota; Peronosporomycetes; Peronosporales; Peronosporaceae. The record is from the annotation of a GenBank genome assembly.